GUUUUUGGAAACCACUCUGAGCUAUAAUACCUAAGUUAGAGAGCACUCUUCAUCUUCAAGUCCUCCCCACUUUCACUGCUCCCCCAUCGUCAUGCUCCCCGCACCCAUUUCCCUAAUCUUGAAAUUUUGAUUUGUUGAAAGUAAGGUUUUGCAUGCCUAUAAACAAAUAUAGAGUUAGGACUGAAGAUUAACGCAGUUCUAGGUUCGAGCAGAUGCGAGAGGCGAGAGCCUUUUCAUUUUUACCAAUCUCCUUUCUUUCACAAUCAUCUUUGAAGCUGUAGCUGAAACCUGAGCUGGAAAAGUCCCAGAAUUCUUUAUCUGUGAAAAUCUGCAUUCUCUUUUCACCGCUGCAAAUGUGGUGUUGGAGUUGAUAAGCUUAUGAACAUGGAAAAAGGAUUUUACUUGUCAGUGACUUAGGGUUUAGAUUUGUAGAAUUAGGUGGGGAGCUGUGGUGCGGUGGUUUGGAGAUGGACGGAAGAAGGAUAACGGCCAGUCCGCGGCCGUGCUCUGGACGACGCGUGUUGGCGAAGAAGAGACCCCGGGGUGCCAUGGAUGGGUUCGUUAACAGCGUUAAGAAGCUCCAAAGGAGGGAGAUUUCAUCGAAGCGUGACCGAGCUUUUAGUAUGAGCGAUGCCCAGGAGCGAUUUCGCAACAUUCGACUCCAGGAGGAAUAUGAUACUCAUGAUCCGAAAGGACAUUGUGAUAUGAUACUCCCGUUUCUGAAGAAAAGGUCAAAAAUUAUUGAGAUAGUUGCUGCAUGUGAUAUUGUCUUCGCUCUUGCACAGUCUGGUGUAUGUGCUGCAUUUAGCCGAGAGACCAACAAAAGGAUUUGUUUUCUUAAUGUCUGCCCAGACGAAGUUAUACGGAGUUUGUUUUACAAUAAAAAUAAUGAUUCUCUCAUCACUGUCUCAGUUUAUGCUUUGGAUAAUUUUAGCUCCUUGAAGUGCCGGACCACAAGGAUCGAAUAUAUAAGAAGGGGAAAACCAGAUUCCGGCUUUGCACUUUUUGAUUCAGAGUCAUUGAAGUGGCCUGGUUUUGUGGAGUUUGACGAUGUAAAUGGGAAAGUUCUAACCUACUCUGCCCAGGAUAGCAUAUACAAGGUGUUUGACCUGAAGAAUUAUACAAUGCUGUAUUCCAUAUCAGAUAAAAAUGUUCAAGAAAUUAAAAUAAGUCCAGGAAUCAUGCUAUUGAUAUAUGCCAAGGCUAGUUGCUAUGUUCCCCUUAAGAUUCUGUCUAUUGAAGAUGGGUCUAUACUCAAAUCCUUCAACCACCUACUUCAUCGAAACAAAAAAGUUGAUUUUAUAGAACAGUUCAACGAGAAGCUACUUGUCAAGCAAGAGAAUGAGAAUCUUCAGAUUCUUGAUGUUCGUAAUGCUGAGUUAACUGAAGUUAGUAGAACAGAGUUCAUGACCCCAUCAGCAUUCAUUUUUCUGUAUGAGAACCAGCUAUUCUUGACAUUCAGGAAUAGAACGGUUGCUGUUUGGAACUUCAGAGGAGAACUUGUGACGUCUUUUGAGGAUCACCUUUUGUGGCAUCCUGAUUGUAAUACUAACAACAUUUACAUUACUAGUGACCAGGACCUUAUCAUCUCCUACUGUAAAGCAGAUUCUUACGACCCUCUAACCGAAGGAAAUGCGGGAUCCAUCAAUAUCAGCAACAUCUUGUCAGGGAAGUGCCUUGCUAAAAUAAAAGCAACUGAUAAUGAUACUGCCUCGAACAGUUGCGAUUGCACCACCCAUUGUGGCGGCAGGAGCUGCAAAUCUAAGAGAGUCCAAGCAACCUCAAGAAUUAGAAGCACUGUUGCAGAAGCACUGGAUGACAUCACUGCUCUCUUUUAUGAUGAAGACCGUAAUGAGAUUUAUACCGGAAACAGGUGUGGUCUGGUUCAUGUUUGGUCUAACUGAACAUUCUCCGGUAUGUUACUUUGUUAAUGAUUUGACUUGUCCUAAUGGAGUCUUUGUGAUUUCUAAUGUUGCGUAAGUGUGCUUUUCGUUAUCUAAAGCUUUAUACUGAAGAUGCUACAAUGCGGUUGAGCUGUACUAAGAAUUGACUUGUAGUGGGUUUAUCUGCUUUGUGGUUAGAAGUUUGUACACAGAGUUGGUGAAUAUUAUCUUCAAACAAUUCAUAAACAAUUCAUAAGAGUGUUAUGUUUAAUGCCCAUCUUGAACGCUUCUAC
Messenger RNA from Cuscuta epithymum, 2176 nucleotides. The record is from the annotation of a GenBank genome assembly. Lineage: Eukaryota; Viridiplantae; Streptophyta; Magnoliopsida; Solanales; Convolvulaceae.